UAGUUGUGCUUCUCAGAAAUUCUCAACACAGCCUUUAAGUUACCAAACAUCUGCUAAAAGAGGAAUGCAGAUUUAAACUGAGUGAGGUGUGGAGUGGGGGAAGUUCACUGUGUUUGAACCAAAGAAAUUUUAGGAACUUGCCCAGAGCACUGCACACAUCAGACCUACGGUGGACAAUGCAGGCCUGAAGAAAGGAUAUCAUACUAAAUUACAUUUCUUACUGUAGCAUGUUUUCUGCUGCCAGAACAACCAUGCAAGGAAUGGAACAGGCCAUGUCAGGGGCUGGCCCUGGUGUGCCCCAGCUCGGAAACAUGGUUGUCUUACAUUCACAUCUGUGGAAAAGGUUGCAAGAGAAGUUCUUGAAGGGGGAGCCCAAAGUCCUUGGGGUUGUGCAGAUUCUGAUUGCCCUGAUGAACCUUAGCAUGGGAAUAAUAAUGAUGUGUGUUGAAUUUAGGUCUUAUGGACAACGUUCCAUUUCCUUCUAUGCUGGGUACACAAUUUGGGGGUCAGUGAUGUUUAUUAUUUCAGGAUCCUUGUCAGUUGCAGCAGGAAUUAGAACUACAAAAGGUCUGAUCAGAGGUAGUCUAGGAACGAGUAUCACCAGCUCAGUCUUGGCUAUCUCAGGGAUCAUAAUCAAUGCAAUAAGCUUGACGUCUUAUCUAUUCCAUUACCACGUCUGUGGCUACAAUCAGUUGUCAAAUAAUUGUUACAUGACUGUCCAUUUUAAUGGGUAUGGAUGGCUUGGUGCUCCUCUUAAGUGUGCUGGAAUUCUGCAUUGCUGUGUCCCUCUCUGCCUUUGGAUGUAAAGUGAUGUGUUGUAACCCCGGUGGGCUUGUGUUAAUUCUGCCACCAAAUUCUCACAUGGCAGAAACAGCAUCUCCCGAACUACUUAAGACAGUUUGAUGCCACCAAAAGACCAACAGAAGAAUGCUGCAGAAAUCUGUGCUGACUGUAACUCAAGAACCCCACAGGAGAAAGUACCAGAAUCCAACUCCGAUACUGAUAGAUAUAUUGAUAUCAUUAUUAUAUGUAAUCCAAUUAUGAACUCUGUGUGUAUGCAUAUAUGUAUAUCAAUUCAAAAUUAUGUUCUCAUUUUUCUCCUGGUAUUCAACAACUCAUUUCACUGACUAUUUAUUGAGAGUACUAGAACUAAAAUAAAUAAAUAACGCAUUUAAUGAGGCAACAGUAUUUGAAAGUUUUCAUUCAUCAUCAGGACUUUAUAUAAAGGCAUUAAAUUGGCAAAUAAGAUUUGGAAGCAGAAGGGCAAAAAGGUAUUGCUAAAAUGAGGCCUCCAUGCAAAACACAUACUUCUGCUCCCCUGUAUAAUAUUCCUCCCACUUAUUUGAUUUUUUUUCUGUCAUAUUUGGGGACCAAAUAGUCGAUCUUGGAGAAAGUUUCAUGCAUUGUUGAAUACAGUGUAUAUUUUGCAGUUGCUGGAUGAAAUGUUCUGUAUGUAUCUGUUAAGUUCAUUUGUUC
Sapajus apella (tufted capuchin) is the source of this 1476-nucleotide messenger RNA. RefSeq names its product membrane-spanning 4-domains subfamily A member 4A-like. The record is from RefSeq and is a predicted model, not a curated record. Bases 228 to 806 code for a protein of 192 amino acids. Lineage: Eukaryota; Metazoa; Chordata; Mammalia; Primates; Cebidae. Gene Ontology annotation, cellular component: Golgi apparatus; membrane. The transcript is spliced from 7 exons.